AACAUAGACUUACAGCUGCAACUGCCAUUCGGCAAUUGAAAGUUGUCUUUACGUAAAUAGCGUUUACCGACAUAUAUUUAAUAGUGCAGAAUAUGCUAUAUAGUUCCUUUACAAGCUAUUAAAUAUGAAUGAUAUCCUGAGACCGGAAUUGCUUUGGAUAGAGGGAAGGUGCUAUAGAGUGCAUGAUCCAGCGACGGAAAUAACAGCCUUUCAGGAAUACGAUUUAUACGAAAACGAUACUCCACUAAACGAAGUGGAUGAAGACGAUGAUGACACAGCUUAUGAGAUAGUUAUGAUAGAUAGCAACAGAUAUACAACUAAUAUCCACGUUCCAAGGCAUUACAUUGGAUCAAUAAUUGGUAAAAAAGGUGCAACAAUCAGUCGAAUUGGUAGAGAUACGAAAACUGUUAUCAAAAUACCUCGACAUGGGGAAAAUUCAGAUAUAUCUAUUUUCGGACCCAGUAUCACUAAUGUUAAAGCAGCUAUACGGCGAAUCAACAUUAUUGUGAUGGCUGCAAGAAUGAAGCAGAAACCCACACACUUCAUAUCCAUACCAAUGAAUGCGGCUAAUAUAGUGGAAGGCUUCGAAAGAUUCAAAGUACGAGUCCUUCAGGAUUGUCCGAAUGUAGAUGAGUCUUUGUUCAUUCGAUCUACAAAACUACAUAUAACAUUAGGAGUAAUGUGUUUAAUGCACAAUGAAGAACGUCAGCUGGCAUCCAAACUGUUAUUGGAGGCAAAAGAUAAAUGUAUUUUGCCAAUAGUGAAAGAGUUUCUGCCAUUGAAAAUCAGAUUAAAAGGUUUAUCGUAUAUGAAUGAUGAUCCUAAGGCUGUUGACGUGUUAUAUGGCUGUGUCGAAGAAGUGGACGCGCCUUCAGGAAUAUUACAACAAUUAGUUGACUCUAUAUUUAACCAUUUUAAAAACGCAGGUUUAAUGCACAGUUCUCAGAAUCAUGAAAUCGAUAAUGUUAAGAUGCAUGUAACGUUGUUGAAUUCCAAGUACAGGCAGAGACAACAAAAUUCAGAUUUAAACGAUAAUAAACAUAAAAGGGAGACUUUCGAUGGAUCUGAUGUUUUGUUGAAAUUUUCCAAUUAUGACUUCGGUGUUACGGAAUUGCGUGACGUGCAUUUAUCCCAACGUAAUACUUCGGGACCGGACGGAUAUUACCUGUCAACUGUCAUUAUAUCUGUCAACUGAACUGCCAUUAUAUCAUGUGUCAAUUAAUAGAUUAUAAGAGGAAUUUUUAUACAGCAAUGACACUGACCGAAUAUAUCGUGCACGUCUUUGCAUGGAUGAAGCAUAUUUAAAAACAACCAACCAUCCAUUUUUAUAACAUAUAAAAUUGUUAAACUUGAA
This is a messenger RNA of Danaus plexippus (monarch butterfly), 1354 nucleotides long. RefSeq names its product activating signal cointegrator 1 complex subunit 1. Gene Ontology annotation, biological process: regulation of DNA-templated transcription; DNA alkylation repair. The transcript is spliced from 7 exons. Gene Ontology annotation, molecular function: RNA binding. Bases 125 to 1195 code for a protein of 356 amino acids. NCBI's taxonomy places the organism in Eukaryota, Metazoa, Arthropoda, Insecta, Lepidoptera, Nymphalidae. The record is from RefSeq and is a predicted model, not a curated record. Gene Ontology annotation, cellular component: nucleus.